UAUAUAUAUAUAUAUGGUAGGAAGGAUGGAUGAUUGAAACUGCUAUAGUAAAGAAUAAUCCAUCAUCCAUUGUAAGUAGCAGUAGUAGCUUUACUGGAAAAGAUUAUUCAAUUGCUUUUUCUUUUUCUUUUUCUUUUACGUUUUUUAUAUUUUUCAUAAAAACGUUUCUUUACUAGUUCCUUAUUUGCCUUAUUUGGAGUUUCGGACUUUAUACAAUUCCGGUUCUUUUAUUUCUUUGUUGCUGGUUUUUUACUUUUGUUUUACACAUUCUCGAAAAGAAAACGAUUCUUAUAAAUUCAUCAUGUCGAAAUUCGCUGACUUUCAACUUCCUCUCAUCAAAAACGAACCCCCCAAAAAUUAUGGACCCCAAAGUGUGGAGCGCGAACAACUUGUCGCUGCUUACCGGGAAUUAGAGUCCCAACUUCCUGUGACCAUUCCUCUCGGUGUCAAUGGAAAGGACGUCAAGACUAACGACAUUGGUGAACAACGCUGUCCUUUUGACCACAAGAAGGUUGUCGCCCGUUACCACCGUGCCAGUCCCGCCGAUGUCCAAGCCGCCAUCGAGUCUGCUCUCGAAGCCAAGAAGGAAUGGGAAAACUUGUCCUUCACCGACCGUGCUGCUGUCUUCUUGAAGGCUGCUCACUUGAUCAGCACAAAGUACCGCUACAAGCUUAUGGCGGCUACCAUGAUCGGCCAAGGCAAGAACAUUUGGCAAGCUGAAAUUGACGCUGCUAUGGAAAUCGUCGACUUUUUACGUUUCGAUUGCAAAUACGCUAGCGAAUUGUACUCUGUUCAACCCCCCGAAAACUCCACCGGCGUCUGGAACCGUACCGAGUACCGUCCCUUGGAGGGCUUUGUUUACGCCAUUACCCCUUUCAACUUCACUGCCAUCGGUGGUAACUUGGCUGCUGCUCCUCUUCUCAUGGGCAACGUUGUCCUCAUGAAGCCUUCCGACCAUGCUGUCUUGUCCAACCGCAUUGUUUAUGACAUCUUCGUCGAAGCCGGUCUUCCCGCCGGCGCUUUACAAUUUGUCCCCGGUGACGCUAUCGAAGUUUCCAAGACUUGCUUCAAUCACUUUGACUUUGCCGCCCUUCACUUUACCGGAAGCACCAACGUUUUCCGCUCUUUGUGGGGAAUCAUCGGUGAAAACGUCGCUCACGGCAAGUACCGCACUUACCCCAAGAUUGUCGGUGAAACCGGUGGUAAGAACUUCCACCUUGUUCAUCACUCUGCUCAAAUCCGUUCCGCUGUUGUCAACACCGUUCGUGCUGCUUACGAAUACCAAGGACAAAAGUGCUCUGCAUUGUCUCGUCUUUACGUUUCCCGCUCUUCUUGGGAAGCGGGCUUCCGUGACCAACUCUUACAGGAAGUCAAGGCUUUGAAGGUCGGCGCUCCCUUGGAAGACUUGUCCAACUUUGUUGGCCCCGUCAUUCACCGUGGUAGCUUUGACAAAUUGAAGGCUGUUUUGCAAAGCGCUGCCGCUGACAGUGAAGUCGAAGUCUUGGCUGGUGGCAAGGCUGACGAUUCUACUGGUUACUUUGUCGAGCCUACCAUCCUCCUUUCCAAGAACCCCAAGCAUGACAUCUUCAAAACCGAAUUCUUUGGCCCCAUCCUCGCUGUGUACGUUUAUGAAGACGAAUCUUUGGAGGAGGUUUGUGAAUUGAUUGAUACUACCAACGCGUACGGUUUGACUGGUUCUAUCUUUGCUCAAGACCGUAUCGUCGUCCGCAAGCUCACUGAGCGUCUCCGUAACGCUGCCGGAAACUUUUACAUUAACGACAAAUGUACUGGUGCUGUUGUUGGUGAGCAACCCUUCGGUGGUGCUCGUGCUAGUGGUACCAACGAUAAGGCCGGUAGCGGUAUGAUUUUGUCACGUUUCGUUUCUCCUCGCUCCGUCAAGGAUACUUUUGCUUAUGCCGAUUCCGUAUUAUACCCCUCUAACCUUUAAAAAAAAAUCGUGACUUUCCUUCCUUCACGAACCUCAAAAGUUUUUUUUUGUGCAUACUAAUCCAAAAUAAUUUUUUUAUGCAUAGAUUGAUACUCUUAUUCUCCUACAAUUAAUAGUAUUUUUCUACCGUUUUUAAAUCCUCUCUCGCA
Molecule: messenger RNA, 2097 nt
Organism: Schizosaccharomyces octosporus yFS286
Lineage: Eukaryota; Fungi; Ascomycota; Schizosaccharomycetes; Schizosaccharomycetales; Schizosaccharomycetaceae
Product: delta-1-pyrroline-5-carboxylate dehydrogenase
Exons: 1
Coding region: 302-1948 (548 amino acids)
Cellular component (GO): mitochondrial matrix
Molecular function (GO): L-glutamate gamma-semialdehyde dehydrogenase (NAD+) activity
Source: RefSeq, a predicted model, not a curated record